Molecule: messenger RNA, 3534 nt
Organism: Linnemannia hyalina
Lineage: Eukaryota; Fungi; Mortierellomycota; Mortierellomycetes; Mortierellales; Mortierellaceae
Source: the annotation of a GenBank genome assembly
AUGUCCUCCUCGUCACCCCAGGGUGAUCCGCCCUCGCCUCCUCCCACGCCUUCCUCCACUCGCCCAGGACAUCCGGAAAUAACUGUCGAUGGGCAACGUGUCCUUUCUCAAAUCGAGAACACCGCAACGCUUGGACGUGCGUCGUCAAAGUCGAAUGACAUUCCGACAAUCGCUCAAGGAUUGGCCACCAUUCAGCUCGGACCUGCCAACUUGUUGAACCCCCUUGGUCAUUGCACCACAAGGGAUGUUGACACAGACGUUGAUCAUGGGCCAGGUGACACCAGCGAUGCCAGGUCGGUAUCUUCGGGACGUUCGUCGAAGGUUGGAUUUAGGAAACGCUUGUCGCGAUUCCUCAAGGGCGACCCCAAAGUCAAAGAGACUGCUCCCGCCUCGGCAGCCUCAUCAGCGCCUGUUACGCUCGUUGGAACUGAGAGUCGUAUCCAGUCUGGGCCACCUGACCGUGACGCCGUGCCUGUCUCGUUGGGACUGCACUCACCAGCACAUUCCGCUGAAAUGUUGUCUACGCCACUCAUUGUCCCAGAAACCCAGUUGCAACCGAAUCCUGCUGCGAAUGAAACCCUCUGCGUAGACAUCUUCCCCGAAAACGGUAUCAAACCCACCUACAAGACCGACUUGCCCAAGCCGCAUGCUCGUGUUGAUAAGACCCCGCAGCUUGUCUACUGCUGCAGUCUCCUCUCCAAGGCUCAAGAACCGUUUCCACCAACCUCGGACAGCGAUGUUUCUCAGGAUUCCCCCCUCGACGACAAGGAGAAGGAGUGGGUUCAGCUCAUUGACCACGUCUUGCAGGACCGAUAUCGAUGGCUUGUCGAGCAGUUGGUCAGAGCGUUCGCUGACAACCCACUCAAGGCAUCUGAUGUGGUCACCGAGAUUGUUCUUGUUGGUCCAGUUCUUGACCGCAACACCUACCGCAGCCUGCUCUCAUGCUUCAUCUCCAACUUUGAACAGACAACAGCGCUGGAUGUCACUCUGCUCCAAGGUCUUAUGCAACUGGUCGAGUGCGCCUCAUCUGGAUACCUUGUCGACGAUGAUCUGGUCAGGAUCUCCACUGUUCUCUCCAAGGAGCUGUCGAUUACCCACAUUGGCACGAGUGACUAUCCCUUUCACCUGACGUUGUCGCUCGCUCGAGUUCUUGAUGUGAUGGUGGCUGGCAAGGUGAAGGAUCUGAACCGUGAACGAGACCAUCAGCCGAUGCUGCAACUCUUAGACGGUCUGAAGGACAGCGACAAUAUCGUUCAGAAGUACGAGGCAACCUACGCCUACCAGGCUCUCCAGUAUGCACCCGACGAUGAGACCCCACUCCAAGUGCUGUGGAGAUAUGCCAAGGGACUCCUCAAAGGCAUCGAGAGUCUUCAAGAGAUCGGAGCAGGGAUUGCGGGAACUGUCAGCACAGGAAUUGAGGUGGUCGAGGCCUUUCGUGUUGGUGCUGAUGGGACCAUCCGCGGAUCAGAGAACAAGUUCGACUUUAUGAAGAAGCGGUCGUGGUAUCUCGCUCUGCAAGGAACGGCCCUCUUCAUCCACCAGGGGCGACUUUCGGACUUUAACCUAGUCGUCAGCCAGGCGUCUUGCCGCCACAACACCAACUUUCAAUGGGGGAUCUGCCGCCAGGUCGGAGAGAUUGCAGUCGACCCGCUCUGGGAUGUUCCUGUCCGUCAACAGGCCGUUGACUUUCUAGGCAAGUUGUCCAGGGGUGGUGCUGACCGGAAGCCGCAUGUCGAUGUCAAGCGCUGGAUUCUCACCAUCCUCGUCCAGAUCUCGGGGAUGUCGGAUGUCUCCAUCAAGAAUCGUGCUGUUGCUUUAUUACUAGACCUGAAGAAGGGCGAUAUCGCCGAGUUUCGUGGCUCCCACCCGUUGAGCAGACGCCUCCCUCUGCCAACAUCCUUUCCGCUUCUCACCCGGGUCCAACGAAUCUCUGAAGUGGAAUAUGAUCUGCACGUCUUGAAGUUGAUGAGGGUUUCCGACUACAAGCACACGGUUUACAUCGACCCCAUGGCCAAACUCAACCUCCAAGACACGGAUGACAAUCUGUUCCUUCUCAUGGAGAAGGUCAGAGACUUUCUUGCCGGCGACACCCAGGUGAUGCUGAUCCUGGGAGAUUCGGGAGCUGGAAAAUCGACAUUCAAUCGACACCUGGAACACGAGCUCUGGCAAGAGUACAAGGCAGGAGGCCGCAUCCCGCUUUUCAUCAACUUGCCAUCCCUCGAGCGACCAGAGAAGGACUUGGUUGGGGAGCAAUUGAGGACCUACAACUUUUUGGAGGACCAGAUCCGUGAGUUGAAGUUGCACCGCCAGCUUAUAUUAAUCUGUGAUGGAUACGACGAGAGCCAGCUUACAUCCAAUCUGCAUACCACCAACCUCUUCAACCGAUCUGGGCAAUGGGACGUCAAGUUACUCAUUACCUGUCGCACGCAGUAUCUCGGACGGGAUUAUCGGAGUCACUUUGAGCCCAAGGCGAUAGACCGGUAUGCUCGUGUCGCCAACGAUCUAUUCCAGCAAGCGGUCAUCGCCCCGUUCACCAGGAAGCAGAUCGAGGACUAUGUCAAGAAGGAUUACAUGAACAAGCUAGAGGCUAUCCCCAAUCUAAUGGAUCUAGUCAGGAACCCAUUCCUCCUUACUCUGUCACUGGAGGUCCUUCCUACGGUCGUGCAAGGGAAACCCGACCUCUCUAGGCUUCGGGUCACUCGAGUGGAGCUGUACGACAUCUUUGUGAGGCACUGGAUGGCUGUCAACAAGCGUCGUCUGCAGGAUCAAUAUUUGAACGAGAGCAGUCAGACAGCGCUUGACAUCCUCUGUGCCGACGGGUUCGAGUACAACGGUAUUAUGUACCAGAUGGAUCUGGCGGCGUCCAUCUUUCAGGAGCAGGAUGGCAAACCUGUCGUUUACUACACUCAUCUGAGAGACAGGAAGACAUGGAAGGCUCAGUUCUUUGGUCUUGAUCCUGAAACGGCGCUCCUUCGAGAUUCCAGUCUGCUGAGUCGUGCCGGCAACCAAUAUCGCUUUGUCCAUCGCUCCGUGUUGGAAUACUUUUUCUCUUGCACCAUCUCUGGACCCACCAAGGAGCAUGAUGAAUUUGAUCCGCCUGUCCAUUUCGAUACCCCCGCCACCUCAUCCGCCAUUAGCACCCAUCCAUUGUCCCAGAAGGACCUUGUCGUAGAGACGUCGAUCAUCCAGUUUCUGGCGGAGCGCGUGCAGCUGGACUCUGGAUUCAAGGACGAGCUCCUCGCCAUCAUUGAGCAGUCCAAGUCCGACGACCAAGCAGCUCGAGCCGCUGCGAAUGCCAUCACGAUAUUGGUCAAGGCGGGAGUACGAUUCAACGGAGCCGAUCUUCGAGGUAUUCGGGUUCCUGGAGCCGACAUGUCUGGAGGCCAGUUCGACUCGGCACAACUGCAGGAGGCUGAUUUGACAGGUGUCAACCUCACCAAGAGCUGGAUUCGUCAGGCGGACUUCACCAAGGCGCGGAUGGGGGGAGUUCGGUUCGGAGAGUUGCCGUACCUGAAGGAUGAUGAUGCGGUGUAA